ACAACAAAGCAUUCACCACAUCCAUACCAAACGCUCUUCUUCUUCCUCGCUCUCUCACGCACUCGCAGAAUCCGUUGCGACGCUCCACCGCACCGCCGAAAUGGUGAAGGAACUCGGAAUCCGAUCCGCUUCACUGCCGGAGUCCAUUUGCAGCGGUAGCGGCGGGAGCAGUAUGGACACCGGAGAAGACGAGGAGUUCUACGAGAGGAUCGAGGCUCCUAAGUUCGUCGAUUUCACCGCUCCUGAUUAUUUCCGCCCCGACGAUCACUACUGGUUCUGCCUCCGUGUUGGAUGUGAGCAAAAACAUGAAGACUGUGAGAAAAUCUACAAGGAAUUCGUUCUUCGGGUAAUGGCAGCAAGAAGUCCCAAUGUAAGGCUCCAAAAGGCACUAAAUAGAAAUGCUUCAAGAAACAUGAAGUGCCCAAUGACAGUGCCCUCAAAGUAUUCAAAGCCCAGGGUGUCAAGAUUAGCAGUGGCUUCAUCCAUUUCCAGGAAAUUGGGUUAUGAGAAAGAGAAAGUUAAACCUCCUACAAAUCCAAUGUCUACUCCAAAGGCUAAAACAAAGCAAGUUGCAGCCAAAUAUCUUACCACUCCUAGGAGCAAAAAGUGCCUUCCAGAUGCAAAUUCAUUUCGGAGUGUUCAGAAUCCCAAACCUACCACUGUUGCAGUGCCAAAGAAUCGGAUGGCAGCAAAGGCUCUCGUGUUCUCCUCUCCAAAGAAAGCUAUCAGUUUGAAGAAAUCUGUUGAGCUGCGUAUGCCUCUAACAAAGCUGUGUGAAGGGAUGAAGAGGCUUGAGGUAACAAGCCAAAAGAAGCGUUUAUUAGGGCAUUCUAACAGAUCAUUAAAGGAUGCUGGACAUACUCCAUUGAAGUCAAUGCCAUUAGAUAGUGCAGUAAAGGUUAAAACCUCCAAGAAGGAUAAUAGAGUGGCAAAGGUCCCUUCACAGUCCCAACCUCAAGCUGCCAAGAAAGUAAAGCCAGUCAAGUCUGUGAAGGGUAAGAAAGAACGCAACUUGAAGGAGAUAGUUGAAAACGAGCCCUGCAGCAUGGAGGUUGAUGCAGAGAAUGAUAAGCAACAGCUUACUGCUGGUGGAGAGUGCAAUGAUACUGAAUCUCCACAAAUAGAAGCAAACCCAUCCUCAGAGCCUCUAUCCACGGCUCCAAGAGAGAAGCUGAAUUUAUCUAAUGAAGGAAGUGAACAGGAUACAGAAGAAAAUUCAGAGAAUGUAGAGAACUUUAAGAAUCAUUCUACUGAGAUCCAACCAUCUGAAGUGCAAUAUCAUGAAACCGAAUCCACAGAAGGUGAUGACAAAGAGAAUGAUGUAUCUGCCAAUGAAAACAGAACGGUAAAUGAUAACAACAUCGAGACCAAAAUUCUAGGCGAACAGACGAACACCAUAAAAAAGAUAAUCAAACCAGCAGACAAGAAUCUUUCAGGGCUGAAAUUCAAGAAACCAAAGCCUACAAACCCAAAGCCUUUCAGGCUAAGAACUGAUGAAAGAAGCAUUCUUAAGGAAUCUAACUUUGAGAGGAAAGGACAUCAUCCAGACCCUCCCAGUGGAAAUUUGCUAAGAAAACAUGGAGCAGAUACUCAUGGCAAUGGGGAGUCUACAGAGCAACAAAAUAGGGGUGCUGGUAGCAACUGCAAGGGCAAAGAAUCAUCAGACACCGAUAGCAGUUUGAUGACGAAAGGGAGCAGAACAGCAGAAAGAACCAAGAUGUCCAGAGACAAAGUAAGAUCAAAGACAGUCACUAUGACACCGAAAAGACCUAAUGCUUCCCCAUUCCAGGAAAGGAGUGAAAGAUCAGCUACCAGGAAGGUCAAAUCCCCCUUGGAGAAAAAACAAGCCAUGUUUCAAAGGCUUGCGUCAACAAAGAUGGCAAUGGCAUCAUCACCUAGUCGAAAUCUUGAAACGACAGAUAAAAGUUCAUCCUCACGGGGGAAAAGACGAGUGACUGUCGCAAAGGAACCACACUUCCAUACCACUCAUGUUCCAAAAAAUUGCAGUAGAAAGUUGACAUAGACACAGCUUCUGCUGCAUCUUUUAGGGUCAUCCUCAAGGGCUAAAAGACAACGGGUGACACUUCUAAUUCCACUCAUGUUCCAACAAGUUGUGCACUAUAAAGUUAACAUGAGAUUGUUGUUCAAUUGUUUAUUGAAUUGUGUAAUGUUUAACUGCAAUGACACAUUACACUAUAUUGCUUAUUACUUUUAAUUGUUUGUGUGACUGAGUUUUCCAGAAGUGUUGUAGGCAUGUUUAUAUUUUUGUAACCAAUUUGUACACAAUCAUGGUUUGUCAUCUCUGUAAUAAUAGGAUGGAUGAUCAUUUCUUUCAUCUGCUGUUUAUCUUA
Molecule: messenger RNA, 2351 nt
Organism: Ipomoea triloba (trilobed morning glory)
Lineage: Eukaryota; Viridiplantae; Streptophyta; Magnoliopsida; Solanales; Convolvulaceae
Product: AT-rich interactive domain-containing protein 4B
Exons: 10
Coding region: 101-2023 (640 amino acids)
Source: RefSeq, a predicted model, not a curated record